AUGUUAAAAUUGAGUGUAGAACAUAAAAAACAUAUGCAAUUAUUGGCAGAACUACCAAUAAAUGUUUUCCAAAGUUGUUGUAAACUAGUCAAUGAUUUUUUUCAUAAAGGGCACAAUUAUAAAGCUUACACAACUGUAGCACACAAGAUCAACAUUGAAUCAGAGAAUAUAAAACAAUGUGUUGAUGGGUUGAUUCAUUUAUUAAUUGAAUGUGUGAAACAUGAGGUUGCUUCCAGAUCAAUGUUAACUCAACUAGAGCCUAUAAUAACAAUUGAUCUUGCGUUAAAAAAAAAUACGGACUCUGAUGUAUCAAAGCAUAUUAUUGUACAAUCAGAUCCAACAAAUAUAAUAAAUCUUUCCAGAGAGUUAGAAGUAGCUCUACAGGAAGGUAGAAGUCAGCACAUGCGAAAAAUCCAAAGAAUAGGAAAACAAAUUUAA
This is a messenger RNA of Chelonus insularis, 438 nucleotides long. RefSeq lists its product as uncharacterized. The record is from RefSeq and is a predicted model, not a curated record. Bases 1 to 438 code for a protein of 145 amino acids. Lineage: Eukaryota; Metazoa; Arthropoda; Insecta; Hymenoptera; Braconidae. The transcript is spliced from 4 exons.